Messenger RNA from Clupea harengus (Atlantic herring), 3275 nucleotides. RefSeq names its product phosphoethanolamine/phosphocholine phosphatase 1 (gene phospho1). Gene Ontology annotation, molecular function: phosphatase activity. NCBI's taxonomy places the organism in Eukaryota, Metazoa, Chordata, Actinopteri, Clupeiformes, Clupeidae. The record is from RefSeq and is a predicted model, not a curated record.
GGAAACGCGGAAGCUCUGGUAGCAGCACAAGUGGCGGUAUGGCAACAAGAGAGCCACACAGGUCAUACUAGCCUGGUUUGCCUUGGCAAACUACUCUGUAAAUUGUCCCUCUCUGAGUCCUAACACUCAGUAUAAUGUGCAAAUCAACGCAAGUAACGUAGCUGCCUGUAUCUCAAUCUCCUGUUUAUGGAGGCAAUCCACAAGCCUGGAUUUUCUGUAGUCAGAUUUGCUGCAGCAGCACACACUCCAGCCCUGACCCUAGCUGGCUUUUGGAAUCAUGUGCCUUCCUCAGAGUCGCUGAUGUAGACUGUAGCUCUCCUCCCUAUGCUGUUUGCAGUGAGGUUACAUGUCACUUGUUCGGUUUGUGUAUUAUCCAGUAUCCAGAACGCCACUGGUUUAUGUGGAGUAGGAGGAAAAUACCUGUACGUGCAGCAGUGGGGUUAAGGCAGAAGGAGGCAGUGAGAGACCCGUGUACAGGGUGUUCUGAUGGGAGCACUCGAAAGCAAAUCUUGUGAGUUACCCUUGAAGCGGUACGCUGCUGCGUCUGAGAGGACAUAACCCACCAGUUACACAGAUUUGAGCCACCGCGGGGAAAUUUGUGGAAAGAAUCCUCAUUCACUCAGAAAUUAAAGAAUAACAAGUAGUGCCCAGAGCAACCAAAGAGUGUGCUGAAUCCCAUGCAAUCAUGCGAGAUUCUGUUUUCAAUUGCUGUUUUACCCCAGCACAUCCCUCAGCUGCUGAGGUUGCCCACCACCACCAUCGUCGUGGAAACAUGGCUGAGGCUCCUCCGCCCGGUGACCGUCGCUUUCUAAUCUUCUUCGACUUUGAUGAGACACUGGUGGACGAGACCAGUGACGACAUGGUGGUCCAGGCAGCUCCGGGAGGGGUGCUCCCUGGGUGGCUGAAAGACACCUAUAGGCCCAACCGCUACAACGAAUACAUGCAGCGCGUGCUGGCCUACCUGGCCGAGCAGGGUGUCAACGAGCCGACCAUCCGCUCCAUCAUCGAGCAGAUUCCGGCCUGCCCUGGGAUCCUGGCACUCCUGCGCUUCCUCCAGUCCCGUCCGCCGCAGGACUUCGAGGUCGUGUGCGUGUCAGACGCCAACACCCUCUUCAUUGAGUCAUGGCUGACGCGCGCCGGCUUCCGCACAGUCUUCCUGCGCGUCUUCAGCAACCCUGCUCACUUUGACCGCAACGGGCAGCUGCAGCUCAGGCCCUUCCACUCUCACGAGUGUCAGCGCUGUCCCAUCAACUUCUGCAAGGCUGUGGUGGUGCGUGAGUACAUAGCUAGACGAGUGAGGGAGAGGGGAGGCCGGCCGUUCCAGCGAGUCUUCUACGUCGGCGACGGGGCCAAUGACUUCUGCCCAUCCCUGACGCUGUCGCAGCGGGACACCGUGUUCCCCCGGCGAGAUUUCCCAAUGCACCGGCUAAUCCAAGAGAUGGCUGAGGCACAGCCAGGGAAGUUCCGGGCCAACGUGGUGACUUGGGCCAGUGGGGAAGAUGUGAUCAAAACACUCAGAAAAAUAGUGGAGGAGAGGGGGUAGCAAGGCCAGGAUCUUACACAUGAAAGGCAGACACACACACACACACACACACACACACACACACACACACACACACACUCUCUGUGUCUCACUGAUUCCACACACUGCACUACAUGGAUCACAAACGCAGACGCAUCAAAUUCACACCAACUUCACAACAUGAAAUACAUAACCCCAUUAACUCAGUAUUGCAUAAACUAAUACAGUUCACAACCGCAAGCAAUCAGCCUAGCUGCCAGGCAUCUGUAUAACAGUUUUAUGUAGAGCUGAAUGAAGAAUGAGCAAACAGUGUAUCUCCUAGAUUACAAGCUGCUUCAGUUACUGGCAGCAUUUACUGGUGCUUUUAUAAGGUGUUGGUUCAAGCAAAAACAGAUUGUUGCUAGGCAAAUUAAUAUGACCUUUAGGCUUGAGAGAACACUGUUAUAAAGCAGGUCCCUCUCAUCCUGAAAGUGUCUAUAUGUGUCUAUUGGCCUACUCUGUAAAUUAGUUUACACACAUAAAAUGGGACUGUAAAGUGGCAAGUUAAUAUUAACCCAAAUGUUGGUCAGCCCAUCCUCCUGCCACAAGUAAAGUAUCAGUUAGAUGAGCCCUGACCACUGAUGACCAUUGGAGAUACCAGAUGUCAUAGUGGGGGUUGUCUUCAAUACAACAAUCUUAAAAUUACUAAUGUGUCUUAAUGUGUCUAUAUAUGUCUGAGAUUGUACAUGAGGCCAUACGAUCAAUCAAUCAAUCAAUUGAGGAACAAGAAUGUCAUGCUAUUCAACCAAUAAAGAUGCAACAAGCAGCAAUUCUUUUAAAUAUGUAGAAGAUGGGAUUUUCAAAUUGUGAACCGACUAGGAGACAGUGAAAAAGGUUAAGCCCCCAAAAAUGUCCCAGACUGCUUUUUAAUCAAUGCCUGACAUUUGCUCACACAUUCAUGAGUUGUUAGUUAAUCUAAAGAAGUGGUUAAUGCUAGAUGUUACUUGUGGAAACAUAUACGUAUUGUGCCUUUUAACUGUCUCUGGCUGCCUGUCAGUCUAGCUGUCUGUUUAGCUUGAUAUGUGUGUCUAUGACUGUUUGUCUUUUAGUUCUAUUAUGUAUGUUUGUCUGAUCAAUAUGUCCUUUACUCAGGGUCUGUAUACAAGUGACCUCUUACCAACAGGAAUAAAGCCAUUCAAAAAAGCUCUGUGUCUGAUUGUCUAGAGACAGUGCUGUUUGUGGCAUAAGCCUACAUUACAACUAUGCUGUAGUCUGUGCACAUCUGUGUAAAUGUGGCCCACCAAAUGAUCACCUAUCCAAAAUGCACAGCUAUCGCUACCUACAUACACACUGUAGCAAUGUAGCCCAACUCCUCUCUCUCCCUUCCCUUCCGUUCUCUACUUAUAGAUUCCAAGACACAUUUAGAAUGCUUAGAAUUUUACUUAAUUAAGAAGCAGUUUUACAAAAAAAAAACAGUCAAGAGAGAUUCCUAAAACAAAAACCCAAAUUGGAGAAAUCUGGCUAGCCAAUUUGAACCAACCAAAUAAGGCACCUCUUAACAACAACAACAAACAAACAAGGCUGACUUCAGCCAGUUUUUUAUUGCACAAGCGACACACUGCACCUACAAAAGGUCGAAGUAUACUUCUACGACUCCGUUAAGGUCCAUAUAUGCUUCUGCAACUGCGUUACUGCUUGGCCACGCAGUUGCAUCGACGGACUUGUGAACAUUUAUAGUAAAAUACGUCUGAGGGGAUUUGCAAGGUGUCUGAGC